This is a messenger RNA of Didymodactylos carnosus, 429 nucleotides long. Lineage: Eukaryota; Metazoa; Rotifera; Eurotatoria; Philodinida; Philodinidae. The record is from the annotation of a GenBank genome assembly.
AUGGCUUCGUUCAUACCAUUCUUACCAUUAGCCACUCAAUUCGUUGAGACCAUGAUGAUCAGUGUUUCACCAAGGAAAGGUGUUGGUGAAACAACAAAAGAAUUGCCAGUAUAUCAUAAAUCUAUUUCAGUCAUUAAAGUAUUAACACGAUGUCUUAUUCUAAUUCAAUAUACAAUAAAAGAGAACUUAAAUUUGUUGCGUUUAUUGGACAAUCUUGGAUUAGGUUAUGAUAUUAUUGUCAACAAAUUUGAUGAUGUUGAUCAAGACGAACGAUCGAAAUUUCGACGUCAGAUUCAACGUGAAAUCACAUCAACAGAACUGAAACAAAAGAAAAAUGUAUUUUUUCUAAGUGCUCAAAAUCCUAAGAUGUUUCCAGAUUGGCUAAGAAUGGUCGACUAUUUGACCGAAGAAUGUGCCGAUUGUAAGUAG